GGGCUGGACCUCUGAGAUUGCUCCCUCUGUAGGAAAUAUUGCACCAUGAACAGCCUCCUGCUCUGGCUGCUCAGCACCCUGUGGACAUGGGCAAUUGCCCCAGAGUCCCCUUUGCCUCACGUGGAACAGUAUGAAGUAGUGUGGCCCCGGCGCCUGGCUAAAUCCCGUGCCCAUCGAGCUCUAACCCCCCACAAGGGGCCAUACCCAGAAAGCGUGAGCUAUGUCCUUGGGGCCAGAGAGCACACUUUCACCCUCCACCUACAGAAGAACAAGGACCUGCUGGGCUCUGGCUACAAGGAGACCUACUCAGUUGCCAAUGGUUCUGAGGUGACAGAGCAGCUGCAUGGGCAGGAUCACUGUCUCUACCAGGGCCAUGUGGAAGGGCACCAAGGCUCAGCUGCCAGCCUCAGCACUUGUGCUGGCCUCAGGGGCUUUUUCCAGGUGGGUUCCACUGUCCACCUGAUAGAGCCUCUAGAUGAGGGAGGUGAGGAAGGACGGCAUGCAAUGUACCAGGCCAAGCACCUGCAGCAGAAAGCUGGGACUUGUGGGGUCAGCAAUACCAGCCUCCACAACCUCCUGGGAAUAGAGCCUCGAGUCUCGGCACUCUUCAGGUCUCAGCCCCAGAACUGGCCAACCCAUGGAAUCCGCUACGUGGAGCUAUAUGUCGUCACAGACAGCAGAGAGCUCCAGCUGCUGGGGAGCAGAGAGGCUGUGCGCAGUCGAGUGCUAGAGGUGGUGAACCACGUGGACAAGCUUUAUCAGGAACUCAAUUUUCGUGUGGUCCUGGUGGGCCUAGAGAUAUGGAAUAGAGACAAGUUCUCCAUCAGCCGCUAUGCCAAUGUCACACUAGAAAACUUUCUGUCCUGGAGGGCGAGAGACCUGCUGGGCCGGCUUCCACAUGACAACGUGCAGCUCAUCACGGGUGUUGACUUUAUUGGGACAACUGUGGGACUGGCCAGGGUGUCUGCUGUGUGCUCCCAGGAUUCAGGAGCUGUAAACCAGGAUCACAACAAGAACUCCAUUGGCGUGGCAUCCACCAUGGCCCAUGAGCUGGGCCACAACCUAGGCAUGAACCACGAUGAGAAUAUCCAGGGCUGCUACUGCCCUGUGUCCCAGGAGCGAGGCGGCUGCAUCAUGACGGAAAGCUUUGGCUCCAAGUUUCCCAGGAUAUUCAGCAGGUGUAGCCAGUCUGAUCUGCAGAUAUUCAUGGAAAAACCCCAGACAGGCUGCCUGGCCAAUGCCCCAGAUGUCAACCGCCUGGUGGGCGACCCUGUGUGUGGAAACUUAUUUGUGGAACGUGGGGAGCAGUGUGACUGUGGUGCCCCUCAGGACUGUCAGAAUCCCUGCUGCAAUGCCAGUACCUGUCAGCUGGCCAAGGAUGCAGUGUGUGCCCAUGGUGACUGCUGUCAUGAGUGCAAGGUAAAGCCAGCUGGUGAGCUAUGCCGCCCUCAGAAGGACAAGUGUGACCUGGAGGAGUUCUGUGAUGGCCAAAAGCCAACAUGCCCUGAGGAUGCCUUCCAGCAGAAUGGCACCCCCUGCCCGGGGGGCUACUGCUUCAAUGGAAACUGCCCCACUAUGGCCCAGCAGUGCCAGGAACUAUGGGGGCCAGGAGUAUCAGUUGCAGCAGAUGCCUGCUUUACCUACACCAUACCUCCAGGCUGCAGUGGCAGAAUACUCUCUGGCAAGGUCAACCGAUGUGGGGUCCUGUACUGUGCAGGGGGCCAGAAGCCCCCUGAGCGUGGCUCCUGUACCUUCUCCUCCCACAUGGGAGUCUGCCAUGCCCUCCUCACAGACAGCAACACUGACAUCUAUGAACCAGUGCUCCAGGGCACCAAGUGCGAGGAGGGGAAGGUUUGCUGGGAAGGACACUGCCAGGAUCUCCACAUCUAUGGAUCUAAAAACUGCUCCACCAAGUGUCACAACCAUGGGGUGUGCAACCACAAAAGGCAGUGCCACUGCCAGGCAGGUUGGGCCCUACCCCAUUGCUCAGAGCUGCUGUCAGACGUGCAUGCAGCAUCCAGGAGCCUUCCAGUCAGUGUGCUUGUGGCCCUGGUGAUCCUGGUGGUAGUGAUAGUCAUCUUGGCAAGUUUCAUCAUCUACCGCAAGGCCUGGAGCCAAGUCCAGAGGAGGACUGUGGCUCCCAAGCCCACGCCAGGGCUUUCAAACCCCCUGUUCUACGUAAGGGGCAGUGAUAUGCCAGCUAAAGGCAAGAUUCCAGCUCCCACAGAGCUGGUCUCUACCAGCCAGCCCCCCAGACCCACAGUGACCCCAAAGAGGCUAUCCCUUGCGCCUCCAGUUGCCAUGUUCAGUCCACCCCUUCCAGUUCCUGUCUACAAGCAGCAGGUGCCAGACCAGCUCAGGCCUGCCCCGCCCACAAAGUCCCUCCCAAAGCUGAAGCCCAAGCAGGUCAAGCCAACCUUUGCACCCCCAUUGCCACCAUCGAAGCCCAGGGCUGGAGACACCAUGCCAGGAGUGACUCAGGAGGGUAAUCCUUCUGGUGGCCCAAAGGUUGCCCUGAAGCUUCCUGUCCAGAGGAGGUGACUAGCAAGGGCACCCCCAGGGGAUUCUUGAGGGCCUUUGGAAGUUUGAAGAAGUCUUUGUUCCAGUGGACAUGCUCCUAGAUGACAGAGCCACAGCUCAGGACUAAGGCUAGACCUGCAAACACUGUUCUGACCUCAAGAAUGAAUCCUUCUAUGGCUCUUGCUGGCCAAUUCAGGCCUGUCCUCUCAGACUGUCCUGUCACUCGCUUUGGACACAUGUCUGCAGUCACCAGACUAGGAUGGAGCCACUGGUGGGUGGGUGGGUGUCUGUCCCUGAGGCUACUGCUUUUCUGAGUGCUCUGGAUUCCAAAAGCCCUCUCACAGACUCCCUUGCAUGACUCCUUCCAAUGCUGAGGAAGCUCUGAGUAGUAGGUGAGGAGGGAUCAACACGUGCUUGGUCUACACUUACAUGCAACCCAAAUACAUGAUUUAGGAAGAAAAGGCCAUGGUUCUGCUUAUGCUAGCCCAGAAGGCACCAUCAUUUAUGGCCGUGGUGCCAGCAGCUGAAAACUACUCCUUAAUAAAGAUUCUAUUUUAGCAGUA
Messenger RNA from Jaculus jaculus (lesser Egyptian jerboa), 3083 nucleotides. RefSeq names its product ADAM metallopeptidase domain 8 (gene Adam8). Bases 46 to 2541 code for a protein of 831 amino acids. The transcript is spliced from 24 exons. Lineage: Eukaryota; Metazoa; Chordata; Mammalia; Rodentia; Dipodidae. Gene Ontology annotation, biological process: proteolysis; positive regulation of cellular extravasation; regulation of cell-cell adhesion. The record is from RefSeq and is a predicted model, not a curated record. Gene Ontology annotation, molecular function: metalloendopeptidase activity; cell adhesion molecule binding.